UUUUUUCACUAACCUAUAUUCAUGAUAUUAUUUAACUAAGGGAUAUUACUCUCUAAAAACAAUAACUUAAAAUGGCGGAUCCUAUGGAAGUCAAAACAUUACCGAUAGAAAAUGUAACUUUAAACCAGUUAUCAGAGCUUCAAAAUUUACUACAUGAAUGUUUAUUGUGUUCUAAGGAUGAAGACACUAUUGAGCUGCUUCGUAAAUGCGCAUUGUUUGUUGAAAACAGCGCAAUAACAACUAUUACACAACCUCUUGUGUUGCUAUUAGAGAAAAUUUGCGAUUACGCUAUUGUGCCACCAUUUGUCAACAGGGAUUAUUUCUCCUAUGAAAAAUCAGACUUUGGCAGCUAUUCAGAAACAACACCCUAUGUUUUGAUUUUCUUUAACUCAUUUUUCCAUAACUUCAAAACUAACUGUGAUACAAGCAGCACAGAAGAAAAUCUUUGGAUGCUAGCCAAAUUAAUAUUUAAACUUGUUAUUGUGGUUGGUGGCAAUGUGAAUUGCCCCUUGUGGUCUUCAAAUGAAUGUGCAAAACUAAGCUCUCAGCUUAUGGAUACACUGAUGUCUACACUUAAAUGUGAAACAACAUGGGAUCUUUUGAACCUAAAAGCCUGUUACUUAGUAGACAAAAAUGAGAAGGAGACCUUGGUUGCAUCUUUUGUUUCAUUCUCCAACGAGCAUUUAUCCAGCGCUAAUUGGCAGAAAAAUCCUUUUCUUUCAGAAUCAUUUUCAUGGAUUAUUGAACAGAUUACAUUGCCAUACUUAAGUAGUUACAUUAACCAAGUCAUGGCAAUUUCACUGAGUUUCUUAGAUGAUUUUCAAGAUGUGAAUAAAAUUCGAGGUCUUCGCUGCUUGAUGCAUUUGAUAUCAAAUACAUCUAAUGAAGAACUAUGCUGGUACAAUCGUGCAGAUGUCAUUUACUCAUCACUUAAACAUCAAAUGUAUGUUAAAGAUGCUUCUGUUUUGCAAAAGCUAUUCCCUUGUUUAUUCACAAUUUUGAAAAUUGUUGAUAAAUCAGUUGACCUAAAGUAUCAUCAUGACCUACUGGAUGAACUUAUUAGAGACUCAUUAAGUGAAAACCUUCUAAUAUUACGUAGGCUGUACAUAUCUAACGUAUGUAGUCUGAUCAAGCAAGUAGGAGUUAGCUGCAUCUGCCAUUUAAGCAGACUGUUAAAAAUUGUAGAGCAGUUUUUAGAAACCGAGGAUGGAGAAGAUGAACUUGCCCGACUCGGUGCCUUACAGUUGCUGCGCAAUGUCAUUUUAUUAGCAUGGCCAAGAAUAUCGAAACACAGUAAACUAAUUCUGAAGGUUGUUUUGAAGCUGCUUGUUGACAUUAAUGGUAAAUAUUACUACGAUGGCAAAGAAACAUGUGCCCAGUCUCAAAUGAACGACUUAGCUCUAGAUUGUUUACGGUUGCUUAUCAAAGUCUGCCCCGACACUGUUGUUUGUUUGCAGCAUCCUGACAUGGCUAAAGGACUUCAUCAUGUAGCGAACAUUCUUGAAAGACUUAAAAUUGAUGCUUUUCCAACAAAUAUGACAUGAAUAAUUAUUUUAUACAGACAUUUCUGAACUGAUGUAAAAAUAAAUUGUUUAAAAUUCUAAUAAACUUCAGCUAUACAAACUUUACUUUGCCCACAGCCAUUAUUUUUCUCAGAUAAUUCUGUAAUACAGAUCUUUGAGCUUUUGUUCAUAAUUGCUACUAAUUCAAGAAAUCUCCACCUCUCACAGAAUUACAUAAAGUUAUUAGCUCAGUGUUGAAAGCUCAGUUGUAAAAUUGUUACCUUGAAGACUAUAAAUAUAGUGAUAACAUACAUUUCCAUAUUUCAACAGAAUUUAGAUAAUAUUUGGUUAAAAUACAGUUAUGUUCUAUUAGCUUAAUUUUUUUUUUUUAUCUCUAGAUAAAAUUUAUUGUCCUAUUAAUAUGCAUGAAAAUUUCAUUUCAUACCAGUAGUGAAGUUUAUUUUUUUCAGAUGAUUGUCAUGUAAUUUGAUAUUGUUCUGAUUAUUUAUUUUGUAUGAAAUUAAAAUGCUCUUAAUAAUGCCUAGAUGGGAAUAUUUGUAUGCACUGUAUUGAGUGAAUUUAUAGGUAAAAGAAAACAUAUUAGUUUGACAAUAAAUGUCUUAAAUGAAAUUGAUAGGCUAGGGAUGAAAGACUGUGGCAAAGAUUUUUUUUUGUUUGUUCAUGAUUGAAAUAUUUUGAGACCUUGAUGUAGACUAUUGCUAAAUAUACUUUUUUGUUAGCCUGAAAGAUAGAGAAAGUGUAUAUGUUGCCUUCGAGUAACCAUAGUUUUGAAAGGCAAGAAAUUGAAAUAAAAUUAAACAUCAUAAAUACCAA
Molecule: messenger RNA, 2336 nt
Organism: Biomphalaria glabrata
Lineage: Eukaryota; Metazoa; Mollusca; Gastropoda; Planorbidae
Product: TELO2-interacting protein 2-like
Exons: 1
Coding region: 72-1544 (490 amino acids)
Cellular component (GO): nucleoplasm; centrosome; cytosol
Source: RefSeq, a predicted model, not a curated record